AUGACGAUGGAGGCUGAGGAAGCUUCGCCGAAGAUAAUGUUGGAGGCGGGGAAGAAGAGAGGGUGGGAGCUGGAACGCUCCUGCGAUCCGAUAUGGAUCCUUUGCGGAGGCGCCGACGAUGAGCUUGGCGAGAGCAUGUGGGCACUGGGUUGUCCGGCUGCCGUAGCAUGCCACGGAGGCAGCGAGGUCGUGUCCCUUUGGCUGGAUCGUGGAGGUGCCGAAGUGCGCUGGAACUACUCACAACCUGCCAGCGCAGUGAGCAGUGAGCUGCCCAUCCGAUGGCGUUUGCGUCGGCUGCUGCAGCCCCUUGGGCCCUUCGCUCCGCGGCUGCCUUCCGCUCUUCCACUGCUGGGGAUAGCCUUGGACGAGGUGGCGCUGGUUGCCAAGACUGGACUGCUGCUGCUCCUCAGUAAUUCGCCACGCAGCAAGCUGGAGGUGCAGGCAUUGGACUACGCUGCCCCGCGUGGGCCAGUCUUGUACCCUAUGCACGACAUCGCCGUGGCUGCUCAGGAUGCGCAAGUGGCCUUUGAUUGCUCAGGUGACUUGCGCAACAUACUGGAUUUCCGCUGCAUGUACAAGGGCUGCAGCUCAUGCACGGUCGCAUGGAGCAGGGCAGUUCAUCAUUCUGGUUAUGUUUGCUUUGCUCUUCCUCAUGUGCGUAUUAAAGCAAUGCGCAGCCUACGGCGGGUUUAG
Molecule: messenger RNA, 693 nt
Organism: Symbiodinium pilosum
Lineage: Eukaryota; Dinophyceae; Suessiales; Symbiodiniaceae
Source: the annotation of a GenBank genome assembly